Molecule: messenger RNA, 2756 nt
Organism: Halichondria panicea
Lineage: Eukaryota; Metazoa; Porifera; Demospongiae; Suberitida; Halichondriidae
Product: sushi, von Willebrand factor type A, EGF and pentraxin domain-containing protein 1-like
Exons: 14
Coding region: 462-2756 (764 amino acids)
Source: RefSeq, a predicted model, not a curated record
GAUUCUGUGGUCACAGUGCUAAAUUCAAGUUGGCCACUUUGGUCCACUGAUCGUAGAGCUUCUAGUGAAGUAAACAGAGAGAAUGGCUACUGUAACUCUAUUUCUCUGCUAUCUGUUGGGAAGUGUGUAUGGACAAACUUUGUUUCGAUUGGCGUCACCCACUGAGCCUCCUGAUACUGACCACACUGGAGAGAUUAUCUCAUUCUCUGAUGUUGGAUCAGGAGUUGCUACUAACCCACCAGCCUGGUAUUGCUACACCAACCCUGGUGGUGCAGCGUGGAAGCUCCCUAAUGGGGAUUCAUUGCCCGUAGUUGGCGACAGGGCUGCAGUUGGGAAUGAACUAUUCAUCAAUGGUGUUACUAAUCCUGAUGCAGUUGUUCUGCAUCGUGGUCCCACACACUUCAGUCCUGAUGGAGAACACUGCUGUGUGAGGAUUUCUCAAGGCCCUGCACAGAGGCUGCAUGUGUGUCACCUUCACUCCCUGCCCCACACUGAGUCCACUGUCUAAUGGAAUGAUCUCAUACAAUGCAGCCACCAACAUGGCCACCUACACUUGUGACACUGGGUACACCAUCAGUGGAGCUACUCUGAUAACUUGUAUGAGUGAUGGUACUAGUGCUGGUACCUGGUCUCCAACACCACCCACUUGUACAAUCGUCACCUGCCCUGCCCUAACCUCCCCUACCAAUGGAGCCUUGUCCACCACUAGUCGGGACUACCUCACUGUUGUUACAUACAGCUGCGAUACUGGCUACGUCCUCACUGGUAAUAGUGGUAGUACUGCUAGACAAUGUUUUGUUACUGGUCAGUGGUCAGGAGUGGCACCAACUUGUCCACCUGUUGACUGUGGACCUCUGACUAUUGCCAAUGGAGCAGUGGACACAUCCUUUGGAACCACCUUCAUGAUAACUGCUACCUACACCUGUAACACUGGAUACAACAUUGUUGGUAGUGAGAGCAGAACUUGUGUAGCAAGUGGAACAAGUGGAGUUUGGAGUUCAACUGCACCAACUUGUGAAAUUGUCAACUGUGGUUACCUGGACGCCCCCUCUAAUGGAGCAGUGGACACAUCCUCUGGAAGCACUUACCUCCAAAGAGCUACCUACACCUGUAACCAUGGGUACAAUCUGACUGGUGGAGAUAUGACCAGACUUUGCCAAAUUAAUGGACUGUGGAGCUCCAGUGAACCUGCCUGUGAAUUCAUUGUCCUGUCCAUUGGAGGCACUGUCUACACUAACAACACAGCUCUGUCCUUCUCCCUCAUUGGAGAGGGCUCUUCUGCCCUCACCUGUCACACUGAGCUAUCCACUUGCUGCAGGGAACAAGACAAACUUAAUGGAGGGGCUCUCGGAGGGUGGAGAGGACCAGAUGGGGUCAGUGUACCUUCAGAGGCUGCUAUUGGAACUACCGCUGAGGGAUUCUACGUUACCAGAGGCAUCAGCACUAUCAGCCUGAAUCGCCGUUGCAGUGAAACGAAUGCAGGAGGUGUCUACUGCUGCACUAUUCCCAGAGCUAGUGGUAUCACUCAAACAUUGUGUGUGAACGUGCAGGUUCUGCCAUCAGCAAGUACAUGCACUGAUGGACCUGCAAUUGCACUGGGAGUGUUGCUAGCUUUCUCUGUUGUUGGGAAUAUUGUGUUCAUAGCUUUACUGAUACUCAUAGUUGGAAGAAAACUUAUACCAGAAAGAAGUUAUCAUGAGACCUACAGGAAAAAACAACAGCCAGUUGUUUACAAAGCACCCGACAAGGUGGCCUGUUAUGAAGAUGUGAGCGAGCUGGGUGUGAGUGAGUGUCCAGCGUACGCACCCACUGAGUCAGGGGGUGGGCAAAGGAGAGAAGAAGAUCGUAUCUAUGACAAUUAUUAUAAUUACCAUGUUUGUUUACCUCCCUGUCCCACACUGAGUCCUCUGUCUAAUGGAAUGAUCUCAUAUGAUGCAACCAACAACAUGGCCACCUACACCUGUAACACUGGGUACACAAUCAGUGGAACCAUAAAUAGAAGAGUAAUUGCAAUAACUUGUAUGAGUGAUGGUACCUGGUCUCCAACACCACCCACUUGUACAAUCGUUACCUGCCCUGUCCUAACCUCCCCUACCAAUGGAGCCUUGUCCACCCCUAACCUCAACUACCAAGGCAUUGCUACAUACAACUGUGAUACUGGCUACGUCCUCACUGGUAAUGCUGCUAGACAAUGUCUUGCUAAUGGUCUGUGGUCAGGAGUGGCACCAACUUGUCCACCUGUUGACUGUAGACCACUGACUAUCGCCAAUGGAGCAGUGGACACAUCCUCUGGAACGACCUUCAUGAUGACUGCUACCUACACCUGUAACACUGGAUACAACAUUGUUGGUAGUCAGAGCAGAACUUGUGGACCAACUGGAACAAGUGGAGCAACUACACUAACUGAUGGAGUUUGUAGUCCAGCUGCACCAGUUUGUGAAAUUGUCAACUGUGGUUCCCUGGAUGCCCCCUCUAAUGGAGCAGUGGACACAUCCUCUGGAACCACCUUCAUGAUGACUGCUACCUACACCUGUAACCCUGGAUACACUCUGACUGGAGAUAUGACCAGAACAUGUCAAGCUAGUGCAAUGUGGAGCUCCAGUGAACCUGCCUGUGAAUGGAACAAGACAACCUCAAUGGAGGGGCUCUUGGAGGGUGGAGAGGACCAGAUGGGGUCAGUGUACCUUCAGAGGCUGACUUUGGAGCAACAGCUGAGGGAUUCUACGUCACCAGAAAUGUCAGCACUAUCAGCUUGA